Messenger RNA from Penicillium canescens, 222 nucleotides. RefSeq lists its product as uncharacterized. The transcript has 2 exons. The record is from RefSeq and is a predicted model, not a curated record. The coding region runs from base 1 to 222 and encodes 73 amino acids. Lineage: Eukaryota; Fungi; Ascomycota; Eurotiomycetes; Eurotiales; Aspergillaceae.
AUGGAAGAAAGCAAAGAUAUCGAUCCGACACCGGGACCUGAUGCGGCGGUAGCAUAUUUGGAAAACGAGCGACAAAGACUGAAGGAAGAACUGGCCAACUUCUGCAAACAGCCUACAGAGCGGGGCAUCUCGGAGUUGUUCACAUUGCUAGGGCUUACUAUUGAGUUUGCGCAGUACUCUGUCGCCUUGAUGAACACCACGGGAGCCACGAUAGUGACCUGA